AUGAUAAUGGGCGGAGCUACUAGGCGGCAGAAACAGGAAGUACCUGAACUGCAGUCAGAAUUAACAAAGUCCAACAGAACCUGCCUGAACAAGUGCUGGACAAACACACAGACCUGCUUCUGUCCACUCUGUAAAGAAAAGUUCAGCAGAAGACCUGAUCCUAAGAUUAAUACAACACUUAGAGAGGUUGUGCAGCACUUCAAGGAGAAGUUCAAUCUAGGAAGAUCUGAGGUGCUCUGUGACAUCUGUGAUGGAAGAAAGCAGAAAGCCGUGAAGUCCUGCCUGACGUGUCAAAGCUCUUACUGUGAGACUCACCUGGAGCCUCAUCACAGAGUCCCACGUCUAAAGAAACACACACUGGUCAACGCUGUGGAAAAUCUGGAGGAUUAUAUAUGCCAGAAACACGAGAGACCUCUGGAGCUGUUUUGCAGAGAUGAUCAGAUGUGUGUGUGUCUGUCCUGCAAUGAAGGAGACCACAGGACUCACAACACUGUUCCUAUAGAGGAGGAGAGUCAGCAGAAGAAGAAUCAGCUGCUUCAGACACAGACAGACGUGCAGCAGAUGAUCCAGAACAGAAUGAAGAAGAUUCAAGAGAUCCAGCACUCAGUAGAGAUGAGAAAG
Molecule: messenger RNA, 621 nt
Organism: Sinocyclocheilus anshuiensis
Lineage: Eukaryota; Metazoa; Chordata; Actinopteri; Cypriniformes; Cyprinidae
Product: tripartite motif-containing protein 29-like
Exons: 3
Molecular function (GO): zinc ion binding
Source: RefSeq, a predicted model, not a curated record